UUGUUUUCGUCUAAAAACUCGUAAAAAAUACACGAAACGCACUAGAAAAAUUCUUAUAAUUGCUAAACAAUUGUGAAAAGUGAGUGGAAAACAAUUUGAAGCGAAUAUCAAAGAUAUUUACGUGAAAAAGGAGGUUUUGUUGUGCUGCCCGUCCGACUGUCACGCAGAAUGCGCGUAGAAAGACAGAAGGCGCGCUAAAGGCGCGUGGAAACGCACAAAUACACAAAAAUGUAAAUAAAUAAACGUGCAAAGUGCUACAAAUUGUGAAUAGUUGAGAAAAGCCUGGGCCCGACCCUCUAAAAGCUACUGGAAGACACAAGAAAAGCCCCUCCAUUGAUGGUCGAGGGAGAGUUUUAGAACUGUUUUUUUUUUGUACGAGUUCUUAUCGGGCAACGACUGGGAACUAUGUUUGAGUGGGUCUACCCAUCGAUUUGCGUGCGGUUGCGGUUCGCCGAUAACCGAUUGGAUUCGAUUCGAAUCUUGUCAUCGAUGCUGUAGGUCUAGGUCUAGUUGUGUUCUGUUACCGCGGGGAUCCUUUACGGGUAUGGAACAUGCAUCCCGGGGAUAUGCAUAAGAACGUUUCAGUACAAGUUGAUAGUGAUUUUUCCCUAUUGCUACCCAGCGGUGUUUAUGAAAUCAAGAAAAUGGAACCACGCUCCAAAAUACGAAAAAUCAUUGUAUUUUGUUUAUUCCUCGCCAUCGCAGGCAUCAUUGGCUUUGGAUACUUUUGUCAAGAUCAGGUAUGCGCCCUAUCCAAACGCGCCGUGAUACUCCAGUCCUCGGAUAUCCUUGCCUAUAAUGAGCUCCCACUCCAUCAGGCCAAUAGCAUUACCAACAACAACAACAAUGCCAACAGCAACAAUUUGGGAGCGCUGGGCGGCAUUACGGCCAUGGCCUCGAGGGCAUCUGCAUCCGCACCGCAGAACAUCAUCGCCAAUGCCGGACUGAGCUACGAGGAUGUGCUCAACGAUGAUUUCCAGUUCGAUAUGGAUGGCCACGAUGUGAUGGUCUUUCUGCACAUCCAGAAAACGGGCGGCACCUCCUUUGGCCGCCAUUUGGUCAGGGACUUGGACCUAAAACGGCCCUGCGAGUGUCAGCGACAGAGAAAACGCUGCUAUUGCUUCCGGCCGCAUCGGAACGAGAACUGGCUCUUCUCGCGCUACUCCACGGGCUGGAAGUGCGGCCUCCACGCCGACUGGACCGAGCUGACGAGCUGCGUGGACGUGGAGCUGGACAAGAACGAGGGCGAGACGGCCAAGCGUCGGUACUUUUACAUAUCGCUGCUCCGUGAGCCCAUCUCCCGCUACAUGUCCGAGUACCGCCAUGUGCGGCGCGGCGCCACCUGGAAGGGAUCGCGCCACUGGUGCCUGGGGCGACAGGCCUCCGCCGCUGAGCUGCCAGCCUGCUACAAGGGCAAGGACUGGCUGGACGUCGAUCUCGAUCAGUUUGCCGGCUGCGAGUCGAAUCUGGCGGCCAAUCGGCAGACCCGCAUGCUCGCGGAUCUGGCCCUGGUCGGCUGCUACAACAAGUCCUCGAUGCCAGCCCACGAACGGGAUCGGGUGAUGCUGGCCAGCGCCAAGCGCAAUUUGGCUGCCAUGGCCUAUUUUGGACUGACUGAAUAUCAAAAGAUGUCCCAAUAUAUAUUUGAGGAGACCUUUAACCUGCGCUUUGCCAUACCCUUUGAGCAGCACAACACUACCAUUUCGGCGACAGCCGUAUCCAAUCUGCGAGCGGACCAGAAGCGUCGCAUCGAGAAGCUCAACGGCCUGGACAUAGAGCUGUAUGUCUUUGCCAAGAAUUUGCUGUUUCAACGUUUCGAACAUCUGAAGGCAAAGGACACCAACUUCGAGCAGCGGUACGCCAACCUCGGGAACAUCUACUUCAAGCAGGGCGUCACGGAAUUCAAUUGGGACAGCAACGUGGAUGAUGCGCUCAGCACGGAUCAUUGAACUCGAAACCAAAUAUUAAUGUUUAGCCACUAGAUUUAGUCAGACACCAACUCAACCACGAAUACAAUAUAGCAGAGUGAGGAGGAGGCAGCAUAGACACAACCGAAGGACUUUACACUAGCGUCUAAGGAUAAUGUUAAGCCGUUUCGGCUUGUCUCAUCUAAAACAAAAAACAUGCACACACACACACACACACGCAUAUAUGUAUCUAAGAGCCCUACAAAUAGUAAAGCAAAAAUCUCCGUGUGCGCGUAUUAUAAAUUUAAACCUAAGGCUACACUCAGAAAUCUAUGACCUAUAACCGUACAUACUCCUUGCUGAUAAGUCGCACACACAUACCAUCGGACGAAUUGUAAAUACUUUUGCAUAAUGCAUAAUACGAUAUAAUACCUACAUAUAUAUAUUUUAUAAAUAUGAAUCGAGUUAUGAGCCAGUGGGAGGGCAAACUCGAAUUACAUUUACACUGUCACUGCGCAUCGACUACACGCCAUAAACUAGAUUAAUUAAUUAGUUUUAGCAUAGUGCUCUUUUGUUUUAUUGUUAUGCCAAGUCUCUGCAAAGCCAAAUCCACACGUAGUCUAAGCGCGUAGUGCUUGGAAAAAUGUUCUCGAUCCAAUGACGCAUUUAUUUUAUUUAACUGCUUAGACAACCCCCAGACCUCUGUAAAUACCGCAGAAUACUCUUACAAAAAUGAUUCAAAAUAAAACAAAAAUCAAUUUUAACACGA
Messenger RNA from Drosophila persimilis, 2676 nucleotides. It is a transcript of the gene Hs6st, whose product is annotated as heparan-sulfate 6-O-sulfotransferase 2. The record is from RefSeq and is a predicted model, not a curated record. The coding region runs from base 552 to 1949 and encodes 465 amino acids. NCBI's taxonomy places the organism in Eukaryota, Metazoa, Arthropoda, Insecta, Diptera, Drosophilidae. Gene Ontology annotation, cellular component: membrane. The transcript is spliced from 6 exons. Gene Ontology annotation, molecular function: heparan sulfate 6-sulfotransferase activity.